GAAGGUCUGACGGUCAAGCUUCUCCCUCAUCAGGUCGAGGGUGUCUCCUGGAUGAUUGACAAGGAAAUCGGAGAGCGCAAGAAGAACGGAGUCCUACCCAAGGGGGGUAUCCUCGCCGACGACAUGGGUCUAGGCAAGACUGUUCAGUCCGUUAGCUUGAUUCUUCUCAAUCCUCGUCCGGAGCUUGAUGCUAAGCCGCCCCCUGAGAAUCCUAAACGCAAAAUGCCUGGAAAGGAAGUCGGCAAAGGUACGCUUGUCGUGGCUCCUCUUGCUCUUAUUCGUCAGUGGGAGAGCGAGAUCAAGACCAAGGUCGAGAAGAGCCACGCACUACGCGUGUUGGUUCAUCACGGUCCUUCGAGAACAAAAUUCGCUGCAGAGCUUAAAAAGUACGACGUUGUGGUCACAACCUAUCAAAUCCUUGCAUCUGAGUUCGCUGGUUCCUCUGACCAUCCGGACGGUGCAAAGGUCGGCUGCUAUGGCGUUCACUGGUACCGUGUGAUCCUGGAUGAAGCACACUCAAUAAAAAACCGCAACGCAAAAUCAACACAAGCUACCUAUGGUUUGCGAAGUUGGUACAGAUGGUGCUUGACUGGCACGCCCAUGCAAAACAACCUCGAUGAGCUACAAAGUUUGAUCUGUUUCUUGCAGAUCAAGCCAUACAACAAUCUUGCCACCUGGAAAGAGCAAAUCACAAUCCCGAUGAAGAAUGGCAAAGGAAAUUAUGCCAUCAAACGCAUUCAAUACUUCCUCAAGGGCUUCAUGAAACGUCGAACCAAAGACAUCCUCAAGGAAGACGGUGCCCUCAGUUUUGGUGGCAAGUCGAAGACUGGUCAAAAGAAGGGUACUGGAAUGAAGAUUGUCGAACGCAGGGUCGAAACUAUCGUUUGCGAACUUGAUCCCAAGGAACGCGACUUCUACGACCAGCUCCAGGAGAGAGCACAGAAGCGCCUCGACGACAUGAUGGGCGGGGAGAAGACCGACUACAUUGGAGCUCUUGUCUUGCUUCUGAGACUUCGUCAAGCUUGCAAUCACCCCGAGCUUGUUUCCGGAUCGAUGGGCAAAGACAAGGAUGCGCUAUCUACAGGACAGCCCAACCCUAGCCAGACACCACGCAAAACCUCCGCUGCUAGCAGCCAAGACAAUGAAAUCGACGCCCUUGCUGACAUGUUUGGAGGUAUGGGCGUUCAGGUCAAAGACUGCGAUAUUUGCAGCAUCCGACUUCUUCCAGCAGAGGACGCAUCCGAGGAGGAAGAAGGAGACGUCUCAUAUUCUGGCCCUACCGGUGUCGAGGCGGCUUCGACAAAGAUUCGUCGCUUGCUGCGCAUAUUACACGCCGAAUCCUCUGAGCACAAGACCAUCGUCUUCUCGCAGUUCACCAGUAUGCUGGAUCUGAUCGAACCGCAUUUGCAGAAGUCUGCAAUUCGCUACGUUCGUUACGAUGGUGGUAUGCGCAAUGAUGCUCGCGAAGCUUCUCUCAACUCUCUGCGCAACGAUCCAAAGACUCGCGUACUGCUUUGCUCGCUCAAGUGUGGUUCGCUGGGCUUGAACUUGACAGCUGCAUCGCGUGUUGUUCUCAUCGAGCCUUUUUGGAACCCAUUCGUCGAGGAACAGGCAAUCGAUCGUGUGCACCGCCUCAACCAGACUGUUGACGUACACGUCUACAAACUUACUGUUGGCAACACAGUCGAGGAGCGCAUCAUCGAGCUGCAAGAGAAGAAACGCGAGUUGGCAAAGGCAGCCAUCGAAGGUGGUAAGGCCGUGGCUAAGCUCACCAUGAAGGACAUCAUGAGUCUGUUC
This is a messenger RNA of Aureobasidium melanogenum CBS 110374, 1797 nucleotides long. RefSeq lists its product as uncharacterized. Gene Ontology annotation, molecular function: ATP binding; ATP-dependent chromatin remodeler activity. Lineage: Eukaryota; Fungi; Ascomycota; Dothideomycetes; Dothideales; Saccotheciaceae. The annotation marks the transcript as partial. Gene Ontology annotation, cellular component: cytoplasm. The record is from RefSeq and is a predicted model, not a curated record. The transcript is spliced from 2 exons.